Phytophthora sojae is the source of this 600-nucleotide messenger RNA. RefSeq lists its product as hypothetical. The record is from RefSeq and is a predicted model, not a curated record. Lineage: Eukaryota; Oomycota; Peronosporomycetes; Peronosporales; Peronosporaceae. The annotation marks the transcript as partial. The transcript has 2 exons.
AAGUCAAAGCCCUUGUUCUACUUCCUGGGCGACUCGAUCACGGAGCAAGCGAUUGAUCCAGCGAAGGGCGGCUACAUCCCACUACUGCAAAACAUGGUCUCCCGCUCGGCUGACGUCGUCGCCCAUGGACUUUCGGGCUACAACACACGAUGGGUACUGAAGUACGCCAUGCCGGUCGUGGAGGAAGAGAUCAAGAGCCGCACGUACACUCCGUCGGUAGUCACGAUCUGGUUCGGCACCAACGACGCCGUCAUCAUGGACGGCAGCAGAGCAGAGAAGCACGUCUCGGUUGAAAACUACCAGGAAAACCUGGUAACCAUCGUACGCAAGUUCCAGGAGCUUCUGCCUUCGGCCGACAUCCUGCUGAUCACACCGCCACACGUCGAUGACGAGGCCAGACGCGAACAUGCAGAGGAAAAUACCGGCAAGUUCAAGGGAGUCGUGGACCGCUCUCACGCCAGGUCGGGCAUGUACGCUCGUGCAUGCGUCGAGACGGCCAACAAAAUUGGGGUACCCGUGCUAGACCAGGCUUGCGCAAGACUGCCUGGCGCCCGGAAUCCAGAACUCUACCUGCACAAGUAUACAAACAUGCAUAUAUAG